AUGGCUAGAGCGUCGUUCGUACUUGCCAUUGUAUGGCAAGUGUGCGCGCUCUUCUCCGGCCGGUCGGCUCUGGGAUCGCAGAUACGCAGCCCUGAUAAACCGCAGGCGCUCGCUGGACUGCCGGAACCCAGUAGCGGCCAGGCGCCUCCGGAAACCGUAUAUUCGGGCCCUCCACCGAAGAGGAUUGUGCCGCUCAUACCCAUACAACGGGACAUCAGCCGGACGGAACGCCUGAGCAAUGAAGUGAGCAUUCGCUCGUUAUCGCCAGAAUCGCAUCUUGUGAAAGUCCACACGUCGAACUGGGACAAUGUGGCGGCAGGAAAAGUACACCACGUCUUCGCCGGUAGGGGCCCCAACGGGUCACUGGGCGUUGACGACGAUACGGCAAGAAGACAUGCCAAUCGCAAUGCCAACAACUGUGGCAGCGGUUCCACAUCAAAAGCAACACCGGAGCCAUCGGAGGACAUCAGCGCUGGUAAUGGAGAGACACGACACGAGGCUAUCUUCCCCCGCGCUCCUGCGAAUGCAUGCCUAUCAAUAGGGAGCCUGCGACACACGGUAUUGGUCAUGGAAGCGUUCAUCGGAUCGCCUGUACAACGGUUCCUGCCAAUGUUGGACACUGGCAGCACUAACGUAUGGGUUGUGCACGAGGAUUGUGAUUCGGACGGUUGCCGUGGUUCGAUGAAGUACGACCCCAGGAAGUCCAGCACCUUCCGUCCGGCACCUGAUCAGAAGUCGUAUGUGCGCGCGAAGUUUGUAUCGGGUGAGGUUCUGGGUGAGUUGGGCUUCGAGGACUUUACCAUCGACGGUGUUACCGUGCACUCACAGCCCUUCGCCAUGCUGCGUCGCAUCCCCGACGCGACGACGAACAACGUCCUACAGGUGCGAAUAUCAAUAUUAACGACAAUAAUGAUGCAGGCGACCCAUUUCCACGGGAUGAUCGGUCUCGCGUUUCCUGACCUCAUGAUAGUGAAGUCCGAGCCGCUGUAUGAGCGAUACUUGCGCGCUCUUGAGGCGGCGCCAAUAUUCAGCUUCUACUACUCACUCGACGGCCACCAUUCUGCUGUUCUACUCGGAGGAGCCGCUGAUAAGCUCCAUAAAGGCCCCAUUCGAAUGAUACCGGUGGUCACAGGCUACUACUGGCAGGUGGUUCUCCGAGAGGUCUGGUUGGGUGAGCGGAAGGUUUGCUGUGACGGCGCGGCCUACGCGAUUUUUGAUACCGGCACUGCUUUUAACAGCAUGCCACACCACUCGUUCGUGCAGUUGAUGGAUCUCUACUCGUCGCUGGGUUCUGAAGGCGAAUCGGUGCAACGGCUCUCCGACAUGCCAAUCAUACGGUAUGUCUUUGGGAAUGGUGUGGAAGCUUCCGUACGUCCUGAGCAGUAUUCCUUCGUCUCCGGCGGUGUUUACCGUCCGGCUUACAUGCAAAUUAACGUCAACGUGGCUGGCGGACCUGCAUACAUCCUCGGUAGCGUCGGCUUCAUGCCGCACUAUUACACCGUCUUCCAGGGUGGUAGCCACCCAAUGGUAGGUCGCAAUUUUCUUUGUCUCAAAUGA
This is a messenger RNA of Babesia ovata, 1557 nucleotides long. Its product is annotated as aspartyl protease. The record is from RefSeq and is a predicted model, not a curated record. Bases 1 to 1557 code for a protein of 518 amino acids. Gene Ontology annotation, molecular function: aspartic-type endopeptidase activity. Gene Ontology annotation, biological process: proteolysis. The transcript is spliced from 2 exons. Lineage: Eukaryota; Apicomplexa; Aconoidasida; Piroplasmida; Babesiidae.